GGAUUGAAGGGCACUUGUUCAGUGGAAGAAGAGGUUCAUUCUGCACAGUGAAGAAGCAUCAUGGCGGGUCACGACUCCGGCACUCAGCACCAGUUCACCGGCAUUGCCAAGUACUUCAACUCCUACACCAUCACAGGAAGGAGGAAUUGUGUCUUGGCCACAUACGCCAGCAUCGCCGCCAUUAUCCUGUUCUUCAAACUGAAGCCCAAGAAGAAGGCUGUAACGGCGAGCUAAUGUAUUAUAAGGUUUUGUGAUUUUUUGCUGUACAGGAUGAAGAUUCGGUAACCAGUUGUCUUGAGUCACAAUGUUAAAAAUAAAGUGUACCAAACUCCAA
This is a messenger RNA of Ictalurus punctatus (channel catfish), 334 nucleotides long. It is a transcript of the gene atp5mk, whose product is annotated as ATP synthase membrane subunit k. The coding region runs from base 61 to 234 and encodes 57 amino acids. The transcript has 4 exons. Lineage: Eukaryota; Metazoa; Chordata; Actinopteri; Siluriformes; Ictaluridae. The record is from RefSeq and is marked provisional.